AUGUCUGAACCAUCUCCAGACCGCACUCCAGUACCCGCGUCCGACAACGUGGCAGAAGAACGUGACCAGCGAGCAGCUCAACGCGACUUUAUCGACUCACGCAUCGCAGAACUGGAAGAAGAGAUUCGAAGGUUGAAAAGCGACAGAAACGAGUUGACUGAAAUUGCUCGUCUCCCACCAGAGAUCCUCAGUCAAGUUUUCAUACACUACCAGCAGUUUUGCACGUCCGCGCCAUGGUGGCAUGGAGAGGUCUGGCGCUUUGACUGGACCGAAGUCACACACGUUUCGCGAUUCUGGAGGUCUACAGCCCUGGGCUGUAGGACACUCUGGUCUGACAUUGACACAUGCCUGAAUGCUCCCUGGGCCGUGGCUAUGUUUGAACGGUCAAAACAAUCCCCCAUCUCCUUCAGAUUCUCGGAACGCUCCGCGAGCUCGAAACCCGAAGUCGCCGAUAUCAUCAGAAAGGUGUUCUCACAGCAACAUCGUCUGAAGGGCCUCAACAUAGACGGGUACGACGACUUUGUUUGCCAACAACUCGAGCAAUUGACGUCCCCAACCCCGAUCCUGGAGUGUCUGCAGCUGAGAGCGCCCACCACACGCCCUCAUACCCUGUGGCUGGGAGGCAGCGAGAGGCCGAUGCUUCGAAAGCUGAAGCUGGAAGGAUACAAAUUACCGUCCUGGACGGCCCCUUCGCCCAUGUUUCCCGCCCUCAUUUCGCUCAAGGUGACGUUGCCUCUCAGGCUGGAGGCGGGGGACUCCGUCCCAAGCGCCCAAGACUUCUUCCAAGGGAUUGAAGCCAUGCCAAACCUACGAGAGCUGUACCUUGAGGCCACGACACCUGUCCCCCCUUUGGCAACGCCACGCCGUGUCACCCGCCUCCCGAAGCUCGAAUUAUUUCGAAUUGACGCGUACUCUUUCCGCGAAUUCGAAUAUGUUCUGAGGCACCUUGUACUUCCCUCCCCCUCCCUCUCCUCCAAAUUUGAAUUGUCGAACCUUUCGGAAGACCCUCCCGCCACCGUGGCUAUAGCGGCAUUUGGGGAGGCUAUGUCUCGCACUUUGAGCCCAGUUUACCGUUCUCUCACCGUCCAAUACAACGGCCGCAGAGGAGGAGCAACCAUCCAAUGCCAUUCAACCGUGAUGGAGGACCAUAACGACAUUACCACGCCCACAAUCGAUCAGCCGCCCGACUUAACAAUAAUCCUCUAUUACAGUCGUUUCGUCCACUGUGACAAACUCCUCGCCGCUCUGCCCUUGAACGACGUCCUCACGCUCGACUUGGAUAUCAACCACAGCCCAGAGGUUUUCGAGGCUCUAUCCCACCUACCCUCCGUCCACACAAUUUCCCUUGAAAGACGCCACACAUCCCAAGAUUUCUUCCGCUACAUCUGCAAUAACCAUGCCCUGGACCUACUGCAGUCUGAGUCACAGCCAAGUGAUAACAGCGUCCCAUCCGACUCAUCUUCGAAGCAGAACUUUAAAGCCAGAGCCAGAGGGAACUUACCGAGGCUGAAACACUUUGCGUCGCUCAAACGGCUUGUAGUUAAAUCCGCCGACUUUGGAGAGAUCGAUAUUGAAUCAUUCCUGGAUUGGUUGAUGUUUAGGUACGAGUUGGGUGGGGAGAUUGAGGAGUUACAGUUUAAUGGCUGUUUGAAGUUGUACAAGGACGACGUGCAGCGCAUUGGGGAGGUCGUAGCUUCCGUUACGUGGGACGGGGUGUGGGUAGUGCGCUCUCCUUAUGGCCAUGGGGACAGCGACUUCGAGGACUCUGGGGACAGCGGCUUCGAUGACUCUGAGGACAGCGACUAA
Molecule: messenger RNA, 1806 nt
Organism: Coprinopsis cinerea okayama7#130
Lineage: Eukaryota; Fungi; Basidiomycota; Agaricomycetes; Agaricales; Psathyrellaceae
Exons: 2
Coding region: 1-1806 (601 amino acids)
Source: RefSeq, a predicted model, not a curated record